UCCGUUUUUCCACCGAUGUUAAUAAGUUGUAUCAGCACAGGAAGAUUGACAGAUAUAGCGAUACGAGCGGUACAGAGAGCUCACAGAAUUUCACGCAAUAUUACAUUUACUAGAGCGUGUACACGUGAGUGUUUUGUGUACGUUGCUUGGAAACGUAAAAAGCCCCAUAGCAGCUCGCAAUAUCCUCGUUGUGAAGACAUGUCUGAAUAUCAGGCAGCCAUGAUAAAAGCGUAUAAUGGCGCGUUAAUCCUGGCAGAUGUAUUAUUACUUAUUUUGAAAAUUCUGUAUUAUAUCUGCGAAAGCGUGUAUAAAUUCUUUGUGCCAACGGAAGAGAAAAGUGUGGCGGGGGAAAUCGUUCUGAUAACAGGUACAGGCCAUGGUAUCGGGAAAGAGUUGGCACUUCGUUAUGCUUCCCUAGGCGCGACAGUGGUAUGUUGGGACUUGAAUCAACAAGGAAACGAGGAGACGAUAAACGAAAUAAAAAAAAUGGGCUUAAGCACAGCGUAUGCGUACAAGUGCGACGUGUCGAAGAGAGAAGAGGUCUUCGAAGUAGCCGCGAGAGUCCAGAAAGAAGUCGGUAACGUCACUAUCUUAGUUAACAAUGCCGGUAUAAUGCCUUGCCAUGCCUUCCUCGAUCAUACUACCGACGAAAUCAUGCGAAUCUUCGAUAUCAACGUGCUAGCCCACUUCUGGAUGCUGCAGGCAUUUUUGCCGAGCAUGAUUGAAAAGAACCACGGUCACAUCGUCGCGCUUUCGUCGUUAGCGGGACUUAGUGGCAUUCCAAAUUUAGUUCCGUAUUGUGCCAGCAAGUUUGCAGUUAGAGGACUUAUGGAAGCGAUGAGUGAAGAGUUGCGAGUAUCUACCAAGGGAAAAUCAUUGAUAAAAUUCACUACCAUUUAUCCGUACAUGGUGGACACCGGACUGUGCAAGAAACCAAAAAUAAAGUUCCCGAGUGCCUUGCCGAUGGUUCUACCGCAACAAGCAGCCUCAGCAAUAAUUAAGGCACAGAGGCGAGGUUAUCGAGAGAUAACAAUACCCGCGUUUUUCCUGUCAUCAAUAGCGUUGCUUAGGACUUUCCCCGACAAAGCGGGAAGUACCAUGAUGAACUUUAUCGACAGCGGUGUCGACGCAGUUAGUUAACAAGUACAACCGUACAAGACAACCGUACGAUUACAUCGAGACGAACUCCGAAGCACGUGAUUUGUGAAUAAAACUGUUUAUAUGUGAUCGUUUAAUACAUUAUUGCGUUACUUAUAAGUCGUCGAGCGAUGUAAACUGGAGCCUGCCACGAUUCUUAUAUCGUGCGCUUGUGUUUUAUGAUUAUUAUAUCAUAAUUGUAAUUGUUCUUCAUACAUAUAUAGAAAGUAACAAAAGUGGAAAUAUGAGCAAACGCCCUACGCUUCGAAUGUAAUGCGAGAAUCGCGAAUUGCUCCGGUAUAUACGAAUGAACGCGUACAUAUAGGUGUUUUAUACGUAUGUAAUGUCGUUAUAGAUAAAAACUUUGUACAAAAAGAGUCGUACAAAUGACUCGCCAUUUUUCGAUAAGGUCGGCACAGUGCGUGAAUUAAUCGCGAUAAUUGUCUCGUUUUGCAAACGAAAUAUUGGUAGAGUAUUCUUACAUUUGUGUAUAGCGAAUAUUGAUGCGAUGAUAAAACACACCGAUACUACUACAUUGGACAUAAAAAGGACUCUACAGUUCCUCAAACGCAUCCUUAUUCAUAUAUUAUUCUUGAGUGUAUAAAUAAUGAUGUAUAUUUUUUUUUUUUUUUUUUUAUUAUUAUAAGGCUAAGUGUAUAAGAUACAUAUAGUGGUCGUUUGGUAAUAAUCGUUAUAUAAUACAUUCAGAUAUCUUUAAUUGUAUAUCUUUAAUUGCGAUUUACGCUAACGAGUGGUUCACGUAAAAUGUGAUAACUCAAAAACUCUAAAAAUAUUUGUUGUAUCUAAAAAUUGUCGAGAAAGUAUCAUAUAUUGGUUUGAACUAUU
Messenger RNA from Odontomachus brunneus, 1983 nucleotides. RefSeq names its product short-chain dehydrogenase/reductase family 16C member 6-like. Gene Ontology annotation, molecular function: oxidoreductase activity, acting on the CH-OH group of donors, NAD or NADP as acceptor. Lineage: Eukaryota; Metazoa; Arthropoda; Insecta; Hymenoptera; Formicidae. Gene Ontology annotation, cellular component: lipid droplet. The coding region runs from base 16 to 1140 and encodes 374 amino acids. The transcript has 9 exons. The record is from RefSeq and is a predicted model, not a curated record.